AUCAAAAUGUCAUAUUUAACGAAGGAACGUUCCUUAAAAGGGGACGUUUAUUUCUCCGUCCUUUGUUACACGUGGCGUCAUCUCCUCCAACAAGUCUUUUUCUCACACAAUGGAUUCUCGGAUUUUUCUCGCAUUUUCCUAUGUUUUCUCUUGAUUCUUCCUAAAUUCUCAUCUGCACCUACCCGCUUCUUCACUCGAUCGAGUAACAACAAAGAUGGGUCUGUGAUUAAGAUGAAAACGAGUGCUUCUUCUUUUGGUUUUGAUCCAACUCGUGUUACUCAACUCUCUUGGACUCCUAGAGCUUUUUUGUAUAAAGGGUUUCUUACUGAUGAGGAGUGUGAUCAUUUUAUCAAAUUAGUAUAGAAAUCUUUAAAUGCGAAAGGAAAGCUUGAGAAGUCAAUGGUGGCUGAUAAUGAUUUUGGUGAGAGUGUAGAGAGUGCAGUACAGACUAGUUCUGGAAUGUUUCUUUCUAAAAGACAGGAACCCGGGAGCACUGAUCCAGUACACACUGCCAUUUGUGUCUGUUGAUUUCAGCAGGAUGGCUGAUGCAUUCAAGACUAGUGUCUCUGGUCUAGAGAAGGAACUAGAAUCCCUGAUCACAGACAACCAGAUUCAGGUUGAGAAGAAAUGGUAGGACACAAGGUUGUGCAUGCCACACUGAAAGGCCCGAGUGUUGUCAAGGAAUUAGUUAUUGGUUUGACACUUGGUUUAGCUGCUGGUGGUCUCUGGAAGAUGCACCAUUGGAAUAAGCAGAGGAAAACCAGAUCUUUCUAUGAUUUGCUUGAGAGAGGUGAGAUCAGUGUUGUCGCUGCUGAAGAGUGAAUGGGACUGCCUCUACUCGCUCUCACUCUUAUUGUUGUUGUAAUUUUGUAACUUUGUAAUUUUUUUAAAUUAAAAAUACUAUGAAGGACCAAACUCUGAAGGACACCAA
Molecule: messenger RNA, 931 nt
Organism: Camelina sativa (false flax)
Lineage: Eukaryota; Viridiplantae; Streptophyta; Magnoliopsida; Brassicales; Brassicaceae
Source: RefSeq, a predicted model, not a curated record